UUCGGCAAGACGCUCUGCGACCCCGCUGACUGGAACGCGCGGCGUCAGGAGUUCCUCGCGUUCACGCCGGCCAAGCUCCACCCGAGCCCCGGACCCCGCGGCGAGCAUUCUUACAGCAAGAACAUCACGAUCGGGAAGCGCGGCCACGACUGCAGGGUCUUGCUCGAGGACAAAGCGUUCAGGAUCGUGAAACCCAAGCACGUCAAGGCGCCCCAGAUCAAGUGGGGCGAGAACCCAGAGGCGAGCUGGAUGGCCAUCCAGACGCAGUUGCUCGACCAUUUCAUUGAGCACAAGAUGGGGCUCCCUGCCCCCAAAUAG
This is a messenger RNA of Prorocentrum cordatum, 318 nucleotides long. Lineage: Eukaryota; Dinophyceae; Prorocentrales; Prorocentraceae. The record is from the annotation of a GenBank genome assembly.